Molecule: messenger RNA, 1192 nt
Organism: Diceros bicornis minor
Lineage: Eukaryota; Metazoa; Chordata; Mammalia; Perissodactyla; Rhinocerotidae
Gene: PPP1R27
Product: protein phosphatase 1 regulatory subunit 27
Exons: 3
Coding region: 160-624 (154 amino acids)
Molecular function (GO): phosphatase binding
Source: RefSeq, a predicted model, not a curated record
AGUGCCCUUGCCACAGAGGGAGCAGAGGGGCGCCACGGUAGCUGCAGUGGGGUUCGUUAUCAGCUAGAAGAGCUGGCAGGCUAGUCUGGUCCAGGCCGGGUACAUUCCUGCUCUGAGCAGUAGGGUCCCACAGGAGUGGCCCACGCCACAGCCCCCAGGAUGCCCAGCAGAACUGUCCGCUACACCCGCUACAGCCCACAGCAGCGGCGCCGGCAGCUGCUGGCUGAUCGAAGUGUACACUUCCCUAAUGAUGUCCUGUUCCUAGACCACAUCCGCCAGGGCGACCUAGAGCAGGUGGGGCGCUUCCUCCGGGCUCAGAAAGUCACCCUGGACACCAUCCACCCCUCAGGCAUGGCCGCCCUGCAUGAAGCGGUGCUCUCUGGAAACCUGGAGUGUGUGAAGUUGUUGGUCAAAUAUGGGGCCGAUAUUCACCAGCGGGAUGAGACGGGCUGGACGCCCCUGCACAUUGCCUGCAGUGAUGGGUACCCUGACAUAGCCAGGUACCUCAUCUCCCUGGGGGCUGACAGAGACGCAGCCAACAAUGAUGGCGACCUGCCCUCGCACCUCAUUGACCCUGACUUCAAGGACCUGGUGGAGCUCUUCAAAGAUACUAAGAUGGACUGAGCCCAGCCCUGCCCUCCCAGGGCUCUCGCCCUCCCUGGAGAAGUCGGGCGCCCACCUCCCCCAGGUGCCAGGACAUGCCCCACUGGCGGGGCUGGGAGCCGGCAAGGACCUGGUACCUGGACAUAACCCCUGCCCUCACACCUCUGGCCUGGCUUUUUCUCCAGGUGAAUUUUUUUUUUUUUUUUGUGAGGAGAUCAGCCCUGUGCUAACAUCUGUCAAUCCUCCUCUUUUUUUUUUUUGCUGAGGAAGACUCGCCCUGGGCUAACAUCCAUGCCCAUCUCCGUCCACUUUAUAUGGGACGCCACCACAGAAUGGCUUGCCAAGCAGUGAGUUGGUGCGUACCCAGGAUCCGAACCGGCGAACCCUGGGCCGCCAUAGCGGAGCGCGCGCACACUUAACCGCUUGUGCCACUGGGCCAGCCCUCCAGGUGAAUUUUUUAUUGUGACACUUUUUACUUUUUCAAUAAACCUGAUUUCCAAGCUCGUGGUGGUGGCCUGAUUACUGAGAACUGGCUCGUCCUCCGGCUCCGGCCGCUUCCGGUGGUCGGCGAAUCCCGUUGAUCACGCUG